Parastagonospora nodorum SN15 is the source of this 105-nucleotide messenger RNA. RefSeq lists its product as hypothetical. The record is from RefSeq and is a predicted model, not a curated record. The transcript is spliced from 2 exons. NCBI's taxonomy places the organism in Eukaryota, Fungi, Ascomycota, Dothideomycetes, Pleosporales, Phaeosphaeriaceae. The coding region runs from base 1 to 105 and encodes 34 amino acids.
AUGCCCGCCUCCACCGCCUCCUCUACCGCCAGCUCGAUCGUCAAGCCUCAAGCGCUUGCGAAUGACGAACACACCGCCCGCGACAGCAACAGCGCUGGCCCUUGA